Messenger RNA from Effrenium voratum, 1407 nucleotides. NCBI's taxonomy places the organism in Eukaryota, Dinophyceae, Suessiales, Symbiodiniaceae. The record is from the annotation of a GenBank genome assembly.
AUGGCCCUUGCCUUCGUCGGCUCGCCGCUGGCCGCCGGCGCCCACGCGGCGCCCCGCGCCGCCGCGGCAGCGGCGCCUGCGGCGGCUUCCGCGCCCAGCGGCGGCUCCAACGCGGCCUAUGCCGGCGCCGCGCUGUGCGUGGGAGCCUACCUGUCCCGAGGCAGCGGGACUCGCACCAAGCGAAGCUCCCGGGUGGUGACGCAGGCACUGGGCUCCAUCGAACAGUUCGCCACCUUCGGACCUCCGGAGGAUCCCUUCCAGAUCGAGGUGGACAAGGUCCUCGGAGUGGGCGGCCAGGGUACCGUGUACCUUUGCCACAAGAGGAGCACUCCCAACGUGAAGCAUGCGGUGAAGACCAUCCCCAUCUGGCGUCUGCUGAUGGACCCCUCCUGCGACGAGAAGAUUAAGACCAUCCGAAAGGAGACGGAGGUGCUGAUGAAGAUCCAGGGCCACCCCAACAUCUGCGAGUGCCUGGGCUGCUUCGACGCCUUCCGGCCCGGCACCUCCCAGGCCCAGUACAUCAUGAUCGUGAUGGAGCUCAUCGACGGAGGUGAGCUGGCCGGGUUCAUCAAGGAUGGCCAGAACUCUCUGCCGGAGGACGCGGUGAAGAACGUGACCAAGCAGUGCGCGGCCGGGCUGAAGUUCAUGCACGACAAGGACGUGGUGCACCGAGACUUCAAGGCGGAGAAUGUGUUGGUGUGCGGCCAGCAGCUCACGGGCAGCACCCCGGUGAAGCUGAUCGACUUCGGGGUGGCGAAGAGCCUCACGGGGACCAUGGCGCGGUCCUGCGUGGGCACCACGGAGAUCAUGGCCCCGGAGCUGGUCAGCGCCAAGCUGAUGAUCGCCCCCAAGGGCGCGCAGAUGAUGAAGCACGGGCCCUACACCUUCCAGCCGCCCCAGCAGGCCUCUCCCGGCUUCGGCAUCGUCACCCAGCGCCCGGACGGCAAGGGCGCCAUGGUGAACGGCAUCGAGCCAGGAGGCCAGGCGGCCGGCUUCGGCGUGGGCGACGGCUGGGCCAUCUCCGCGAUCAACGGCACGGAGAUCCUGGAGAUGCCCUUUGUGAAGGACUUCAACGAGCUGGGCGCGGGGACGAAGGGCGGCGUCACCGCCAUCGCGGAGAUCUUGGGAGGCCUCAGCCAGCCCUUCACCAUGGAGUUCGUGGAGCUGCCAAAGCGGGAGUUCAGCAAGGCCGUGGACCUGUGGAGCUUGGGGGUGACCAUGUACGUCAUGCUCACGGGCCAGAAGCCCUUCAAGGACGAGGAACAGAUCGUGGAGGGUGAGUACAACCCCGCGCUGCUGAGCGCUUGCUCCCCGCAAGCGCAGGACCUGGUGCGAAGCCUCCUCAAGGUGAACCCCAUGGAACGGCCCACCAUCGAGCAGGUGCUGGCGCACCCCUUCUUGCAGUAG